Molecule: messenger RNA, 357 nt
Organism: Paramecium pentaurelia
Lineage: Eukaryota; Ciliophora; Oligohymenophorea; Peniculida; Parameciidae
Source: the annotation of a GenBank genome assembly
AUGUUAACUACAAUUAAAUAAUAAGAACCAUGUUGGGGAUUGAUUUUGAUUAGAGAUUUAAACAGGAUAGGAACACCAUUAGAAGAAUAUGGAAAAUGCGUUUAUAAGGAGGUUAGUGCUUGUGAUUUAUUUCUGGUUGCUCAGAUAUAGUUUCAGCUUCUAGUUAACAUGAAUGUAAAACUUUUAUCUCGGGAUGAUCAUAUUUCAGUGGUAAAUAUUAUGCUAAGGUUUCUACUAGUAAUUGUCCCUCAAUAUUUUCAACUUAAAUCACAACUGAUACUUUUAAAUCUCUUUAUUGUAGAGGAAUCAAAGAAGACAGUUAAUUUUGUAGAUGAAAAUUUGAUAAAAUAAAUGUGA